ACGUUCCUAGGUUUUUCAGAGCUCCAUCCAAGCUUCCGAGUCUAUACGACUACAAUUUCACUCUCGUCUGUGUUUACCAAGUUCCACGGCGUUUUUCCGUCCGAAUCUACGCUCUACACUGAAUACCCGGCGACAUCUCCGUCCUGGGAACUGGGAAUGAUAGAACUGAAUGUAGACAUAAGUGUUUGCAUUUUGCACGAAGUGACUGCUCUCGCACUAGUUGUUUUCUCACCGGUGAUACCCGGAGCACUUUACCAUUGUUCCGAUCAAUAG
Ilex paraguariensis (yerba mate) is the source of this 273-nucleotide messenger RNA. The record is from the annotation of a GenBank genome assembly. NCBI's taxonomy places the organism in Eukaryota, Viridiplantae, Streptophyta, Magnoliopsida, Aquifoliales, Aquifoliaceae.